AACGUGGCUUCGUCCGCCGGCGGAGCCCAGAGGAGCGGGACUUACUGGCUGGAUGAUGCCGUCGGGCUGGCCCGGGAGUUCGACGGCAUCGGCGCUGUCAGCGGCGGCGGGGCUACCUCCCGGCUUUUGGUGAAUUACCCAGAACCUUAUCGCUCUCAGAUUUUAGAUUAUCUUUUUAAGCCAAAUUUUGGUGCUGCUUUGCAAAUCCUCAAAGUGGAGAUUGGAGGUGAUGCGCAGACUACAGAUGGAACUGAACCAUCUCACAUGCAUUAUGAAGAUGAUGAAAAUUAUUUCCGGGGCUAUGAAUGGUGGCUGAUGAAAGAAGCUAGAAAGAGGAACCCUAAUAUUAAAUUGAUUGGGUUGCCCUGGGCUUUUCCAGGAUGGGUUGGGAAGGGUGAGAACUGGCCAUAUGAUCAUCCAGAUGUUACUGCCUAUUAUAUUGUCUCCUGGAUUAUAGGCGCUAAAAGAUUUCAUGAUUUGGACAUUGACUAUGUUGGGAUCUGGAACGAACGAUCUUUUAGCAGCAAAUAUAUCAAGCUUUUAAGAUAUACUCUGGAUAAGCAAGAGCUUCAGCGAGUGAGGAUCGUAGCCAGCGAUAACAUCUGGGAGCCCAUUUCGUUCUUCAUGUUGCUUGACCCUGAGCUCCGUGAAGUGGUCGAUAUUAUUGGGGCUCACUACCCAGGCACGACAACAGUACCUUCUGCCUUGUUAACCAAGAAGAAACUCUGGUCUUCAGAGGACUACAGUACUUUCAACGAUGAAUUGGGUGCAGGAUGCUGGGCUCGAAUCCUGAACCAAAAUUUCGUGAAUGGGAACAUGACUGCCACUAUUGCUUGGAAUUUAGUGGCCAGUUACUAUGAAGAUUUGCCCUUCGGCCGGUGCGGUUUGAUGACAGCCCAAGAACCAUGGAGUGGGCAUUACACUGUGAAUUCUCCCAUCUGGAUCACUGCACACACAACCCAGUUCACACAACCAGGCUGGCACUACUUGAAGGUAGAUGGGCAUCUGGAAGCAGGCGGCAGCUAUGUGGCUCUUACUGAUGGACAAGGCAAUCUUACGAUCAUCAUUGAAACAAUGACUCACAGCCACUCCAAGUGCAUCAGGCCACCGCUAUUGCCCUUCUCUGUGUCGCCCCAGAAAGCCUCUUUCCACCUCAAAGGAUCCUUCAGCAAACUGAAAUCUCUUCAGAUGUGGUAUUCUAAGCUUGAAUUUACAUCUGCCAACACUACUUUGUUUGAGUCCCUUGGGCCAAAAAAUGUCAGUGAAGGGGUCUUGACACUAAAUCUGGGUCUGGAUGAGGUCUAUACACUGACAACCCUGACAACAGGCCAUAAAAAACCUUUCCCAGAUCCGCCACCAUCCCAAUCUUUUCCGUCCAAUUACAAAGAUGAUUUCAAUAUCCGCGGCCCACCGUUCAGCGAGGCGCCAAACUUUGCCGAUCAAACCGGUGUGUUUGAGUAUUUUGUAAACACUUCUGCUCCAGAGGAGCACGUCUUUACUCUCCGACAGGUUGUCACUCAGAGGCCGAUAACCUGGGUUGCUGAUGCAGACAACACCCUCACCGUUCUAGGCAACUAUAAGUGGGUAAACCUAACAAUAACGUGCGACGUUUAUAUAGAAUCGGAUAAAGGAGGUGCGUUUGUUGCAGGGAGAGUUAACAAAGCUGGGACAUACGUCAGAGAGGCCAGAGGCGUUUUCUUCUGGGUGUUUCCUGACGGCACAUAUCGAGUCACUGGUGAUCUCCUUGGUGAAGAUGUCUUGAUGAAAGGGCUGUCUGGAGUGCGGCCUAAAGCAUGGCAUACGCUCACCCUGAUUCUUACGGGCUCCAAUGCUUCCGGCAUGCUAAAUGGCUACCCUCUCUGGGAGAAUGUCACCGUAUACUAUCCAGGGAACGGCUGGGCAGCUAUUGGGACGCACUCGUUUCAACUGACCCAGUUUGACAACUUUCACGUUCAGGCCAGCUGAGGCUUCUGUCACACUUGGUCAAGUCAAUUCUUUUCUCCUUUGAACUAGAGCCAAUUCAAACCUUGGAUAUUUUAAUUAUUUGUAAAUGACAUUGGAAGGGAAGUUUUCUUUCUUUCUCGUUGCUUUUAAGAAAGCAUUCAACUUUCUUCUAAAGUGUAAAUAUAUCUGUAUCUUCCUAAUUAGGAAAUUCUCAGAAUCCACUUUUAUCUCCUGGGUAGAAAGCAUUAGUUCCACAAAGUCCUUUUCUCUUUCUUUGCAAGCCUAGCCUUUUAAUUGUUGGAAACCGAAAUGGCCCAGCAUUAAUUUAAGAAAUGUUCAACAGAGAUUUCACCAAACUGCCAUUUUCAAAAUUUCCUGUAGCAAUGAAGUCCACUCCUUUCACUAAGAUUUAUCUUUCAAUCAGAUAAUAUAUGUAUAUGGCUAUUAUGAAAUGCUGUAAUUUUAAAGGUAUUUUGCCUCUUUUGUAUUCUAUCUGAAGUGAUGGAAUAAAGGGCUCCACGGAUUUAAAUGCCUUCUCCCAGGAAAUGAGAGCCUUCUAAUGUCUUAAUCCAGCCAUCUACUUUUAAUGAAUAAGAAACUAGCUGAUGACUGGCUUAUGAAGUGCCUUAUUUUAAACUACCUCUGCUGUUGAAAGUGCCUGCCCCUUAUUCUAAGGUUGAUAACGCCACAACUUGCCUUGUUUUGUUUUAGCUUUUCCUCUGCUUGUCUUGGUAAAAGGAAGGAGAUAAGGUCUUUAAAGGGUUGCUGAUGAAAAUUCACGGCCAGCUCACACAUGAAGGUGCCCCCCCCCAAAAAAAAAAAUCACUUUGAGAGCAUUUGAGGUUGCCAGGUUUACAGCUCACACGUUUGUGUGAACAUUCCUCUCCAUGUGGGUGUCUGAGCUUUCAUGAUGUUGGUGAUAAUGGGUUGGAGCCAACCCUCAACACAAGCAACCUCUGCUCGUGCAAUGGGACUUCUUUGUUAUCUCAGUCUCCUUCAGCCCCCUGUGCCCUAAAUCUGCUUUGAAGGGUCUCUCAACCCUCUAAACAGAUUUGGGGGCACACAGGGGGAGGGGAGAUCCAAUCCAACAGUGGUUCCCUUAUGCAAGAUGAACGAGGGCAUUGAAUAUGGCCCACUAUCUGCAAGGUGGACCUGGUUCAUACAAAUAGCUCCUCCAUGUGAGUCUGGUUACAGAACAAGAGGUGGCCUCCUGCAUUUCCACUGAAACGCAAUAUGAACUGACCUUAACAUAUAGAAGGUUUGGCAUUGACUGCUGAUCUGCUUACAGGUGUGGGCAAACUCAAGCAAUCUAUUUUGUUUGUUACUCACAACUUUGAGGUCUAUCAGCUGGAGCCAGGAGCAAAAUGUUGAAGGGAAGAACCAAAUACCACUAUGAUGGCUCAGGGGGUAGAGCUCGUUGCCUACUGCUGUCUCAGGAGGAAUACACUAACCUGCCUAUACAAGUUCAAACCAAUAUCUGAGUUACUACAGAUGAAGGAUUCUAGUGAUAAAACCGACGAACAGAACUGCACAAAAGCCUUGUCAAAGGCAGCCAUUAUUUUCUAAGGCAAGAAACACUGAAGCCAAGAGAUAAACACUUGACACAAGACAAGCCAUGUCAGACAGGUUUGUGUUGGUGUUUUUUUUUAUAAAAAAAACCUUGCUGUUUUGUUAAGCUGUUGGCCAUCAGAAGCUCUUGCCAAUCUAUUGUAAAUCACUCAGAGAUCUACCAGUAGGUCCUGGUCCCUUUAUCUUCACAAAUCCUCUCAUGUUCUUUCCUCUUCUUAAGUUGCUAAGUUACGAAAUGCAGGGUUCUUUGAAAUAAGUGGCCAACUUGCCAUACACUCUGCAGAAAGCUACACUGUUAGUUCAACUGUAUGCUGACCGAGUUGAUUGUUCUAGAAAAUGUCCCCAUUAAGAGCCCCCACCCCCUGUUUCCAUUUGAAGUAGAUUUCUGAGACAGACUGCCGGUUCAGACUAUCAUUAUCAUGGCUUGAUUGGCCAAGCUAUAUACGAGCCUUUUGCUUGUGGUCGAAGCCUCUUCACUGUUGAACCAGGAAGCCUCAUAGUUCCCAUUUCAUCCAAAUUGUGGUUAUUAGCUUUGGAACAGGCCAGGAUACUAAAUCAACUUCAAACCAGGGAUUGAUAUGCCAACUUGUUCUGAAGCAGGUAAUCAUAGCUUACUGUUUCAGAUGAAAUGGGAAACUAUGUUUAAAAGAAAGUUUCCUGGUUUAAACAUGACAAGGUGUGUCUGUGUGUGUGUGUGUGUGCAGGUAAAAGAUUAGUACAUGUCUUAGCAUAAUAAGCUGCAAUAGGAUUGUCUGAAUGCAACCGCUAUUAAAUAUGCUUUCAAUUUGGCUAAUUGAAGCUACCUUAUAGAGAUCAGUAUUUUGAGGCUCUGUCCUGCUUGUGUGCGAGCAGGUACAUAAAAAUUAAACACAUCCUUUUAAGGAAACAAUGUUUAUCAGGGUGUAUUGCAUACUAAAACUUUAGAAGCUAAAUAAACGGGGAACCUUCUGAUGGAUAUUCACAUGUGUCUUACAUGAAAUUGGAUGCCUUCUGCUAGUUCUGAUAUUGUCCAAACUUGCAGGUCAGAUCAGAUUCCAAAAUGGAAAUUGAGUUGUUUAUUACAACAUUUCAUUCUUGGUAGCUUGUAGAUGUAAGGACAUGAUUUAUCUGUUCCAAAGAAUUAAUUUUUUAAAAUCCCUUUUGCACUGGAUUAACAGAUGGUUCUAUUUUUGCACUGUGUACUAAAGGUUAGCAUAAUCAAGAGUUCAGUUUCAUGUUAAUUUAUGAAAUAGUUUAUUUAGAGCUGCUGUAUUGUGAGUGUGUUCAACGGGUUAAUGUUUGCUUUCCUAAUUCUUAACAAGCUGCCUUGAUGUUUCUGUAAUAGACAAAUGUAUGCAACUGCCAAACGUAAUGUUUCAAACUGAAAAAUAAACGCUGCUUAAAACCUU
This is a messenger RNA of Elgaria multicarinata webbii, 4901 nucleotides long. RefSeq names its product galactosylceramidase (gene GALC). Gene Ontology annotation, molecular function: galactosylceramidase activity. The record is from RefSeq and is a predicted model, not a curated record. Gene Ontology annotation, cellular component: lysosome. Gene Ontology annotation, biological process: galactosylceramide catabolic process. NCBI's taxonomy places the organism in Eukaryota, Metazoa, Chordata, Lepidosauria, Squamata, Anguidae. The transcript is spliced from 17 exons. Bases 265 to 1965 code for a protein of 566 amino acids.